Messenger RNA from Cooperia oncophora, 219 nucleotides. The record is from the annotation of a GenBank genome assembly. NCBI's taxonomy places the organism in Eukaryota, Metazoa, Nematoda, Chromadorea, Rhabditida, Trichostrongylidae.
AUGGAGAUCCCACGACCUGGCACGAGAAUCGAAAUUGUCGCUGCGAUGCGGCGAGUUAGGUACGAGUUCAAAGCCCGGGGCAUUAAAAAGCGACCGGUCGAUAUCACGGUUUCCGUGGAUGGGGUCAAGGUCGUUCUACAGAGAAAAAAGCAAAAGCAAAAAGGUCUCUCGUGGGACGAAUCGAAGUUGCUUGUGAUGUUUCACCCCAUAUAUAGGUAA